ACCUGAGAACAUCCAGCUCCUCUCAACAGCCCACCCCACACCAGCCUCAGACACCACCAUGUGCGGCUCCUGCUGCGGACCCACCUUCUCCUCCCUGAGCUGCGGGGGAGGCUGCUGCCAGCCCUGCUGCUGCCAGCCCUGCUGCUGGCGUGACCCCUGCUGCUGCCGCCCCGUGACCUGCCAGACCACCGUGUGCCGCCCCGUGACCUGCGUGCCCCGCUGCACGCGCCCCAUCUGCGAGCCCUGCCGCCGCCCAGUGUGCUGCGACCCCUGCCGCCUGCAGGAAGGCUGCUGCCGUCCCAUCACCUGCUGCCCCACGUCGUGCACCUCUGUGGUCUGCAGGCCUUGCUGCUGGUCCACCACCUGCUGCCAGCCUGUGUCAGUGCAGUCCCCCUGCUGCCGGCCCCCCUGCGGCCAGCCUGCCCCUUGCAGCACCACCUGCAGGACCUGGUCCACCUCCUGCUGCUGAGACCCCACCUCUCCCGGCAACACACAAAACAUUUCCAGGUGCACAGAAUCAUGCAGACUCCUCCACCCCUUCUGGAUCAGAUGAGAGACUGCACCUUUGAAGCCUCGCUGAUCCUCAACCACUAACUCAACAAUAACAUCCUAUUUAUUUCCCCAUAUAAUUAUGCAGUUAAUCCUGGCCCUCUCUGAAAAUCCUCAGAACAAUUCUAGCUUUCAUCAUUUGAACUCCUGGCUUGAAAAAAAAAAAAAAAAAAAAACCGAGUGAGUAAUAAUCAAAGCUCCUCUUGAAUAGAACUCUGUCCCAGUGACUCAUCACCCUUUUUUCUACCAUUUCAGGCUUCUCAGAUGAGAUUUUUUUUUCUCUAGGAUAAUACUAUUUGUAUGCUGUAUUUUUGCAUUGUAAAAAAAUAUAUAAAAUAAAAUUUUAUUUCUGGGGAAGCAAA
Messenger RNA from Cebus imitator (Panamanian white-faced capuchin), 911 nucleotides. Its product is annotated as keratin-associated protein 2-1-like. Lineage: Eukaryota; Metazoa; Chordata; Mammalia; Primates; Cebidae. Gene Ontology annotation, cellular component: keratin filament. Bases 59 to 469 code for a protein of 136 amino acids. The transcript has a single exon. The record is from RefSeq and is a predicted model, not a curated record.